Molecule: messenger RNA, 3647 nt
Organism: Marmota flaviventris (yellow-bellied marmot)
Lineage: Eukaryota; Metazoa; Chordata; Mammalia; Rodentia; Sciuridae
Gene: Uhrf1
Product: ubiquitin like with PHD and ring finger domains 1
Biological process (GO): negative regulation of gene expression via chromosomal CpG island methylation; protein ubiquitination
Molecular function (GO): ubiquitin protein ligase activity; protein binding
Source: RefSeq, a predicted model, not a curated record
GCCACGCACGCAGCUCCAUCGCCAUCCCCAGCCGGGUCAAGCGCGCAGGCGGGAGAGUGGAUCACGGCAGCCAGAGAGCGCUGACACCAUGUGGGUCCAGGUGCGCACCAUGGACGGGAAGGAGACCCACACUGUGAACUCACUGUCCAGGCUGACCAAGGUGGAGGAGCUGAGGCGGAAGAUUCAAGAGGUGUUUCACGUGGAGCCAGGCCUGCAGAGGCUGUUUUAUAGGGGCAAGCAGAUGGAGGACGGCCACACGCUCUUCGACUACGACGUGCGCUUGAACGACACCAUCCAGCUGCUGGUCCGCCAGAGCCUUGCGUCGCCGCCCGGCCUCAGGGAGAAGGACGCGGAGCUCUCGGACACCGACUCCGGCUGCGGCCUGGGCCAGAGCGAGUCGGACAAGUCCUCCACUCAUGGGGAGGCGGCCGCCGAGGCGGAAGGCAAGGCCGAGCAGCAGGAGGAGAGCACGUGGGAGGAGACGGAGCUGGGGCUGUACAAGGUCAACGACUACGUGGACGCCCGCGACACCGGCAUGGGCGCGUGGUUCGAGGCUCAGGUGGUCAGGGUGUUGAAGAGACCGCCAUCUGGGGACGAGCCCAGCAGCUCCACCGCCGGCUCGAGUCCCGAAGAGGACAUCGUUUACCGUGUGAAGUACGACGAGAUGUCAGGCUUGCGCUCUUCUCGCAGCUACCCCGAGAACGGCGUGGUCUCCAUGAGGCCCAGGGACGUCCGCGCGCGCGCCCGCACCAUCCUCAAGUGGCAGGAGCUGGAGGUGGGCCAGGUGGUCAUGCUCAACUACAACCCCGACUACCCCAAGGAGCGCGGCUUCUGGUACGACGCCGAGAUCACCAGGAAGCGGGAGACGCGCACCGCGCGGGAGCUGUACGCCAACGUCAAGAUCGGAGGUGACGCUCUCAACAACUGUCGGAUCGCCUUUGUGGACGAAGUCUUCAAGAUCGAGUGCCCUGGCCGAGGGAGCCCUGUGGCUGACAACCUCAUGAGACGCAAGAACGGCCCCUCCUGCAAGCACUGCAAGGACGAUCCCAAUAAGCUGUGCCGCAUCUGCGCCUGCCAUAGUUGCGGGAGGCGCGAGGACCCCGACAAGCAGCUGAUAUGUGACGAGUGUGACAUGGCCUUCCACCUGGACUGCCUCGACCCGCCCCUCAGCAGCGUGCCCAUCGAACCCGAGUGGUACUGCCCCGACUGUCGGAAUGACGCCAGCGAGGUGGUGCUGGCCGGCGAGAAGCUGAAGGAGAGCAAGAAGAAGGCCAAGAUGGCCUCGGCCACGUCGUCCUCGCAGCGGGAUUGGGGCAAGGGCAUGGCGUGUGUGGGACGCACAAAGGAGUGCACCAUCGUCCCCUCCAACCACUAUGGACCCAUCCCUGGCAUCCCUGUGGGCACCAUGUGGCGGUUCCGAGUCCAGGUCAGCGAGUCGGGGGUCCAUAGGCCUCAUGUGGCGGGCAUCCACGGCCGGAGCAAUGACGGGGCCUACUCGCUGGUGCUGGCCGGGGGGUACGAGGACGACGUGGACCAUGGGAAUUUUUUCACGUACACAGGUAGCGGCGGCCGCGACCUCUCUGGCAAUAAGCGGACUGCAGAGCAGUCCUGUGACCAGAAGCUCACCAACACCAACAGGGCGCUGGCUCUCAACUGCAGUGCCCCCAUCAACGACCGAGUAGGGGCCGAGGCCAAGGACUGGCGGUCGGGGAAGCCGGUCAGAGUGGUGCGGAACAUGAAGGGCGGCAAGCACAGCAAGUACGCGCCCGCCGAGGGCAACCGCUACGACGGCAUCUAUAAGGUCGUGAAGUACUGGCCUGAGAAGGGCAAGUCGGGCUUCCUGGUGUGGCGCUACCUUCUGCGGAGGGACGAUGACGAGCCUGGGCCCUGGACCAAGGAGGGGAAGGACCGCAUCAAGAGACUGGGGCUCACCAUGCAGUACCCCGAGGGCUACCUGCAAGCCCUGGCCAACAGGGAGAGGGAGAAGGAGAACCGCAAGAGGGCAGCCGCGGGCUGCGCGUCCCCCCCGCAGGGCAAGGGCAAGUGGAAGCGGAAGUCCACAGGCCAGGGGGGUCCCACGACCCGCGCCGCCAAGAAGACGAGGCUGGAGCCCUACAGCCUGACGGCCCAGCAGCGCAGCCUCAUCGGCGAGGACAAGGCCAACGCCAAGCUGUGGGGUGAGGUCCUCCGCUCCCUCAAGGACGGCCCGGUGUUCCUGAGCAAGGUGGAGGAGACCUUCCAGUGCAUCUGCUGCCAGGAGCUGGUGUUCCGGCCCGUCACCACCGUGUGCCAGCACAACGUGUGCAAGGACUGCCUGGACAGGUCCUUCCGCGCCCAGGUGUUCAGCUGCCCGGCCUGCCGCUACGACCUGGGCCGGGGCUAUGCCAUGCAGGUGAACCAGCCGCUGCAGACCGUCCUGCACCAGCUCUUCCCCGGCUACGGCAACGGCCGGUGAUGCCCAGCACUUCCUGGCGGCCCCUCCCUGUGGGGCUCCCCCCCGUUCUGUUUUAGUGGCUUAACUUAACGUGUAGUCUCCCUAAAAAGGCUUGUCUUCCUUUUUUUUUUUUUUCUUUAAACCAUGCAUUUUCAGGAAUUUCAUGUUCUGGCUGGAAGUUGGAUUUCUCAGUGUUGUGUUCAGCUUUUUAUAUAUAAAGCCUGCGAUGUAUCUGCAAAACGGGAAAAAAACAACCCCAAUGUUUGAGGAUGGACUUGGCAACCACGUGGCCUGGGAACUGCGUCGGUUACUGCUGUGAAGUCCUCAGAGGUUCCCGCCACCGACCCGCAAGGUCCCAGCUGCCUAGAACAAUCUCUGCAAGGUUCGUGGCUCUGGCCCCCAGUCAAAGCCGGCGCCUCUUCCUGCGGCCAGCAAGGUGGUUUCAACGGUGGUGGCUCUGGCCCUGGGCUCGGUGGCCCAGCUGACCACCAAGAAGUCCUAAAAGAGGACGGCCUCCGGGCUGCGGGCACACCCUCAGCGUUCCCCUGGUGCCUGCGACCCGCCUUUCGAGCCCCUGUCCCGGGAGCUACCUCAGCUGGACUCGCUCCCCGAGCUGGGGAGGCCGCCCCCAGCCGCGUCCAAGUGCCUUGGCUCCCGCUUUCCAGAGACGGGGCUCUUUGCUUUCAGCACUGAACUGUUGGAAAGUGAACCAGGUUCUGCACACUGUGGCCGUCCAGUUCUUCCCAGUGCUGGGUGGGUAUCGGAUGGUCUGGGUCUAGCCAUCCUUUACAUUCAGUUUGUGAUUGAGAGUUAGGGAGGGUUUUUCUUUUGUUUGUUUCUUUUUUUUUUUUUUUUUUAAGAACACAUUUUUAAAUGAAUUUUUUUGUAGUUACUGUAUAUGUAUCAAGAAAGAUAUAAUUUAGGGUUUGUUUGUGUUGGCUUUUUGUUUUAUUUUGUAUUUUUUUUUUUGAGUGGUUUGUUAAUUUUUCUAACUUUACCAAAGUUUGCAGCUUAUACCUCAAUGGAACUGGGAUGUUUUCAAUCAGAACUGCAGACAGACUGGAGCAGGAGUGUUUUUAAAAGGGCUUUUUUUCCUUGCUAGAUUGUUGACGAGUUAGGGAAGAAGCACCGAGACCUGUGUAGGCUUUUUCUGAAGUUCAAUGUUCUUUGUCCAGACUGUAGAUUCUCAGAAUAAACCUUCUCCACAGAUGGA